CUCACACGGCAGCAGAGGACGGACAGACGCGCACGCAGCGUCCACACGGAGAGAACACCGGAUGCCCACAAGGGUCUCCGACGGAGCAGGAAUUCGCUUUUACGGAGCCUUUUCUGCCGCCCGCACCACUGGCUGAAGAGCAUGACGGUCUCCGGGGUCCAGGCUGCACCCAGUCGGUCGGGUGGCUGCAAAAUGAGGGGCGCUUCAGCACCCCCCAAGUGUCCCGCCGGAGGUCCGUCCAUCCCCUGCACCCGGUGGGCAGGGGUCUUUGUAGAGGAAGAUACUGGGGCUCUGACAUGAGUGGCAUGUUCCCCAAUCUUCUUCAGCACUCAGCUUUUUCAACCAAUAAAGUGGGGUUCCCGCUGGGGCAGGAUCACGCCUUCCCCCUCAGUGUUCUCCUGGGUCAGCUGAGCCGGGUGGGCUGCUCACCCGAGCUCACCCAGCCCACGCAGGACCUGGAGGGGGUACAGACACCCACCUGCCUUUCUGCCCACACCCGGCCAGCCCCGAACAGCAGCAGUACCAGCUCCUCCAACUGGGCACCCACAUGCCCGGGCAGCGGUGCUGACUCACAAGAAGCCACCGCCCCUGGCAGGCGUCUGUCAAGCAGUGUGUUCCUGGGGAGGGGACAGGGGACAGGGUCAAAGCUGCCCCCCCUCGCCCUCAGAGUCCAGUGGCUGCCACGCAGAUGGAGAAACUUAGCCAGAGAGAGAGGGCCUCCUGAGGUGCAGAGUGCAGAGGGCCCUGGCCACGUGUUGGUGUCCUCACCAGCCCCUGGCCCGUCUCACGGGCCGGGACCGGCAGCCAGCAGUCCUAGGACGGAGCGUGUGGCUCCUAAGUCCUCACCUGACCGCCUCGCCCCCGUGUGUGAGGAGGCCUGUCGGGCCACUGUCCACCCAGCAACAAGACAAGAGGGGCUGCUGGGGAGGCGGAUGGGCACCAAGACCUUCACGGCGCUGCUGAAUUAAAAACGGAGACGGGAAGUAGAACA
This is a messenger RNA of Mustela lutreola (European mink), 991 nucleotides long. RefSeq lists its product as uncharacterized. Bases 297 to 968 code for a protein of 223 amino acids. NCBI's taxonomy places the organism in Eukaryota, Metazoa, Chordata, Mammalia, Carnivora, Mustelidae. The transcript has 3 exons. The record is from RefSeq and is a predicted model, not a curated record.